Molecule: messenger RNA, 3027 nt
Organism: Paramormyrops kingsleyae
Lineage: Eukaryota; Metazoa; Chordata; Actinopteri; Osteoglossiformes; Mormyridae
Source: RefSeq, a predicted model, not a curated record
UUGCAUCAACAAAUAAAUACCAAUGGUUACCACCCAUUACCAUUCCAUGGACUCUUUGGACAGUGUUUUAAUCGACAGUGUCGGAGGACCAGGUCAAACAGCAUUGGAUCACGUUCCAACAUGAGUGAUGCACCUGCUGAAGUAAGAAUUGUACUUUUGGGAAAAACAGGAUCUGGGAAGAGCAGCGCAGGAAAUGUUAUCCUGGGGGAACAGAAGUUUAACGUUUCAUCUAAUCCAAACAGUGUAACAAAAUAUUGUCAAACAGAACAAGGAAACAUUAAUGGCAGGAAGAUUACAGUCACUGACACACCAGGGAUCAUUGACACUCAAAGGUCUGAGGAAGAUCUGAAGUAUUCCAUAGUAUCCUGUCUCACUCACUGUGCUCCUGGUCCACACGCCUUCAUCUUAGUGCUGAGAGUGGGAAGAUACACCAAAGAAGAGGAAGAGUCUGUGAGGAUAAUACUGAAGUGGUUUGGGGAGGAAGCCCUGAAGCACACAGUUGUCCUUUUCACACAUGGUUAUGAGCUUGACGAAAACCAAACCAUUAAUGGGUUUGUAGAGAAGAACAAGGAUCUGAAGGAACUUGUUGAUAAGUGUGAGGGCCGAGUCCAUGUCAUUGACUCUAAGUACUGGAACAAUAAAAAUGCUCAGUCUGCAGAUCUCCUGGAACAACUAAAGAAAAUGAUGAUAGAGAAGAGAGAAGCUGGGGAACCACAGGCUGUUCAGAUACUGGAAGACCUGAAGAACCAGAUAUUACAGCAAAGAUCCUCAGCACUUGAUCAGGAACUGGGCCAAAGGUCAGGAAGACCUACAAGCUCUCAUGGAAACCUGGAUGGAUCAGAGUACAGGAGCAACAGCUUUCAGAUUAACCAGCUGCUGAAAACUAUAGACAACAUGGUGAAAGGGAAUGAAGGUCGUUGUUACACUGAGGCAUUUUUUUUCUUAAUGCCGUCUGCCAUAAAGACAAGCUUACAAUGUGUCUUGCAAUAAGACCAGGGAAGCAGGAGCAAUAAAACAGAGAAUUGGGGAAUGAGGGAACAUUCCCCAGUGUUUAUAAGGAAAACAGCUAAACAAUGAGGGAACUGCUGGGGUCGGGACGUCCGCCCCUGGGACUGGAACCUCGGAGGGUGGAGCCUUUUUAGCGAGCUUGGGGACAUGCGGGAUAGUAUCCCUUAUGGACCUGGCCCCUUUUAAUACCAGGCACGUCCCCAGAAAGGGGCGAGCUGCUGACCCAGGCAGCAAAGCAGUGAGCUGACGAUCCUUGGGCGUCCGCUGUGGAUCGGCGGGGAUUCCUGGGGAGGCGAAUACCGCCGGGUUGAGGAUCGGGAGAGGUUCCUCCCGACUCGCAGCAGGACAGGCAGCAGAGACAGAGAGAGCCCCUAGGGAGAGCUCUGGCGCAUCCUCCCAUCUGCGGCUUUUCCGCUUCUUUCUCCUUCCUGCAGCAGGUAGCAGAGUCUGGGGCACCUCGGGUAGCUGACAGCGGACCAUAGGGUAAUACACUGCCCAUGGCUACCCGCCGCAUCGUGGACUCCACCACGCCUCUUCUCAGCUGCGGCACAUUCUCGCGCACCUCAUCAGUGAGGUGCGCAUCCUCGAAUGGGGACAUGCUCUCCAAAAUAUCCCCGGUACAAGCAGCCAGGGCGAGAGCCGUAGGGUCCUCCUGGACCUCGGGCUGUUGCAGCCAAUAAAUUACCACGUUCGUGAGGUCCGUGUAUUCCGCCUUGCUGACGUGCAGCAUCUUCUCUCCGAGUCCGGUCAUUCUAUCUUGCAAUAUGACUGGGGAAGCAGGAGCAGGGAGAUGAAGAAUUGGGGAAUGAGGGAUUUAUUAGGAAAACAACCAUGCUAGGCACAAGAACAGACGUCAGCGUGACACACGGGAGGAGGGGGCUGGACACAAUGUUUCACUGUUAAAAUGACUUGUGUUUUGGAUAGCUUAUAUAUUUUAUUUCAUUUGAUAUGGGCUUCACAGUAGCAUUAGAAUUGUAACAUUUAUGCGCAUUGACGAGAUGCAAUGUCUUUAGUGUUUAUAGUGAAUAAAUAAAAUGUUCAAUGCACAUGUGUAAUAGUGUUUGAUGUUUUUACAGUAAUGUUUUUAUAUCAAACAUAAUGUGAAAAUAUAUCUGUAUGUAGAAAUGAGGGGGCCAAGCAGACUAUCAGGGAAUUGUUGUCAUAGAAACUUCACAUCAUUUUGUCAAGGCUAUGUACUCACAGCAAAUAUCAUGUCAGUUGACCAAAGGUUGGCCAAGAUGUGAGCCCUCUUCCUGCUUGAAUGCUUCACUGCCAAACUUGAUUAGCUGUGGUUAACCAUAUGAUAAUUUUUUGAUGCUUUGUCUGAAGAUUGUCUUUGAAAAAUUUAGUGAAGAUUCGACAAUUAAGAUUAGGGCCACUUAAAACUUCUUUUUGACUAAUUUCAAAAGGGUGGCUAUGCUUCUUUUAGAAACUCUUCUAUCCUCCACUCGUUACCUGUAUUAGUGGCACCUGUUUGAAAUUGUUAUCAGUAUAAAAGACACCUGUCCACACCUUCAAAUAGUCAGACUCCAACCUCCACCACAGCCAAGACCAGAGAGCUGUUUAAGGACACCAGGGUCAAGAUUGGCUCAUCCCAGUUUUGUGCAGGUGUACCAUCUACAAUAGGCAAGCAGCUUGGUUAGAAGAGAUCGACUGUUGGAGCAAUUAUUAGAAAAUGGAAUAAAUACAAGAUCACUGACAAUCUCCCUCGACCUGGGGCUCCAUGCGAGAUCUCACCUCAUGAGGAACAAAUGAUCUUGAAAACAGUGCGAAAACAGCCCAGAACUACACGGGGGGAACUGGUCAAUGACCUGAAGAGAGCUAGGACCACAGUAAUAAAGGUAACUGUGUUACUAAACUAUUAGUAACACACUACGUCGUCAUGGAUUAAAGUCUUGCAGCGCUCAAAAGGUCCGUAGAUUUUGGGCAAAAACCCAAAAACAGUGCACUGAAGAUGAAACGUGGCUGGAUCUUCCAGCAUGACAAUGAUCCCAGACACACUGCCUGGGCAACGAAGGA